Acipenser ruthenus (sterlet) is the source of this 3760-nucleotide messenger RNA. RefSeq names its product calcium-binding and coiled-coil domain-containing protein 1-like. The record is from RefSeq and is a predicted model, not a curated record. The transcript has 15 exons. NCBI's taxonomy places the organism in Eukaryota, Metazoa, Chordata, Actinopteri, Acipenseriformes, Acipenseridae. The coding region runs from base 183 to 2276 and encodes 697 amino acids.
GGUCUGUGUUUCUGUUAUUGUAGUGCUCGGUUAACAGCUGGUAGUGUGUCUGUCGAGGGUAAUUAAGGGAGAAGCGUUGCUGUGUUCGUUUGGUGGUUUUUUGUAGAUCAAGAAAAAGGACACGUUUAAACCGCUGCUGAAAAAGAAGCGGCGUCGAAAUCCAACUACCCUGUUUGAUUGACAUGGAGGGGUCGCAGGUCAGCGUGUGGGCUCAGGCCCCGCCCCUCUCAGGGGUCGUGUUCCACAACGUGGCACGGAGCUACAUCCCGGACACACGGGUAGAGUGUCACUACACACUGACCGCGCGGCACCGCUGGGCAGCCAGGGACUGGAUCGGGAUCUUCAAGGUGGGCUGGUCGUCAGUUCGAGAUUAUCACACCUUUGUCUGGUCACUCGCUCCGGACAACUAUGAGGAGGGUCAGGCAGCCAACUGCUCUGUGCAGUUCCAAGCUUCCUACCUUCCCAAGGCCAGCGCGGACCCCUUCCAGUUCUGCUAUGUGAGCAGCGGGGGGGAGGUGAGCGCGCGCAGCCCCCCCUUCACCUUCCGCACGCCCACCCCCCUCGAGGAGCUUGUCGCGGUGGAGGGGGGGGAGUGGGAGAACGGGGACGACAUGCUGGUCGUCAUCCCCAGAGCGGAGAUGCUGCAGAGCCGCCUGGAGGCGUGUCUACAGGAGAGGGCGGGGCUCCUGGCAGAGAGGGAGGAGUCUGAGAGACAGAAGGAUGCGCUGACGGAGCGAGUGAGAGAGCGGGAAAGAGGAGUGGAGAGAGCUGAGGAGGAGAAGAGGCGACUACAGCAGCAGUAUGAGGAAGUGAUGCGUGAGAAGGAGGAGGUGACCUCGGAACGGGACGCUCUGAUUUGCCAGCGAGCCGAGAACCAGGAGCGAAUCAUCGAGCUGGAGGAGGACAUGAAAAUCAUCAACAGGAAGGUGCUGGAGAGAGAGACUGAGCUGGACAGGAUGAAGGACCGAGUGAAGAAGCUCUCCUUUCAACACGAGCAGCUCAGCAAGCAGCUCCGAGAGGAGGAGGAGGAGAAGGAGAGACUGCAGUUGAAGCUUCGCUCCUCUGAGCUGGAGCUGCGCCGCCUGGCUGCUGAUUUCCAGACUCUGCGGAGCUCCUUGGCAGAGAGAGACACGCAGGCACUGCAGCUGAGAGACGAGAUCAGCAAGCUGCAAAGCAAGCUGAGCACCGCCCUCGAGAACAAGGAGUACACUGUGCUGUUGCGUGAACAGCUGCGUUGCUCUCAGGACCAGCUCUCUGCCAGUCAGCAGAAGGCUGAGCUGCUGGGGGCGGAGCUGGGGAGCGCCGCGGCGAUGCGGGACCGCACCAUGUCCGAGCUGCACAAGGCCCGCCUCGAGGGGGCGGAGCUGAACAUCCAGCUGGCCCAGGGCACCCUGGCCUGGAAGGAGGACCGAGCGCAGUGGCUGAAGGAGAGAAUCGCCCUCCUGCAGAGCUCCGAGAUGCAGAAGGAGAAGCUGGUGCGUCUGGAGGGGGAGGUCCUUACUCUGGAGGAGGGGCUGCAGGAGGAGAGGAUGCAGAGGGAGAAGCUGGAGGUGGAGCUGGGGAGGGAGAGAGACUGCAACCGGGUUCAGCUGGGAGAGACGGUCAGAGAGCUGAAGGAGCUGAAGUCCACUCUGCGCAUCUCGCAGAAAGAGAAGGAGCAGCUGCUGGCUGAGAAACAGGAGCUGCUGCAGUACAUGCAGAAGCUGGAGCAGAGACUGGACAGCGUGGCCAACUCCAAGUGGAAAGAUGCUGUCUCUGAGACUCCCAGCCGCCCCGACUCCCCCCUCUUGAACUCGGAGGACGAGUCCCCCGAAGACAUGCGCCCCCCCCGCGAGCGCAGCGCGUACAGCCUGUGUGACAACACCGCCGUCGCCACGGAGACCCCCGGCUUCCAGACCCCGCCCCCCUCGCCGCGGCAACCGGCCAGGGGGGGCGUGGUCAUCAGCCAGCCCGCCCCCAUCGCCUCACACCUCCCUGUGGGCGGGACGGAGACAGACAGCUCCGACUCGGAGGAUGAUGAAGAUGAGCAGGAGGAGCCGUCAGCACUGAGUGUGACGAGCUCCGGAGACGAGACCUCCCCGCUGCUGCCAGAGCUGGAACACGCACUGCAACACACUGCACCCUGCCCUGCCAGGCAGUCCAGUUCAGCGCAGUGGAAGGAGUGUCCGAUCUGCAGUGAGAGGUUUCCCCUCGAGUUCCACAAGGAGGCGCUGCAGCAGCACGUGGACAGCCACUUCUACUACAGCUUACCCCACGAGCCCUUCACCUUCCAGUGACCUGACCCCCUGUACCCCUCCCGAGCCCUACCAGCCCUGAUCGCCCCCCCCCCCCCCCCCCCGCCCCCCCGUACCCCUGGUGUGGAAGACAGUGAGUUUGAGUGUCUCAGUGUGCAGAGCUGUCUGUUCAUCUGUCUCUUGCUAUUUAAAGCCAGACUGACGGAUAUUGCUGCACCAGGAAGGGAACUUUGAAAAUGUAUUCUGGGAUGUUACGGUUACUAUAGAAACCAAAAAAGUAUUUUGGUUGGUUUGUCUUGGUUAUGAAUAGGGGAAAUGUAUUCAACUCGUAACAGAAACAACUCAUCAUUCUACUAUGAUACAUUUUUAACCUAUUAUUAUUAUUAUUAUUAUUAUUAUUAUAUUGGAACCUAUACAUGACGUUUUUACUGUGGGUGGUUUUAAUAAAUGGAGAGAACUAAGGGGGUUUGUUAGCUGGCAUUUUUUAAAUGAAGCAAUAUAAAUAUAGAUGCAGAAAUUUGUAAUGUAGUGAUUCAGACUUGAUGUUUGUGUCUCCACUGUUAAAGACUGCAACUUAAACUUACAAAAACUGUAACAACCAACUUCUGGCAAACUAAAGUGGAUUCAAACAACAUUAUUAUUAUUAUUAUUAUUAUUAUUAUUAUUAUUAUUAUUAUUAUUAUUAAUCGGUUCCUCACGAUUCCCUUUUUAAAAUCACUUUCCAGUUCCUUCGAUGGAAUUCAUCAUUUAGAGACGUCAUAAUAAUCUCUGCGUCGUUCAGCCGCUUUCAUUUCAAGCAGUUCUGAUCAGCGGCGUGUUUGGAAUGGAUUAAAAGGGAAUGGAAUUGGAAUUUGGAAUUGAUUUUCAAAAGGAAUUGGAAUUGGAACCCUGACUGCUACUUGCCUCGCUCCCUGCGUUGCUUUAAGAGUUUGGUUUUACAGUAGAAGGUGCGUGUGUGCGUGCGUGCGUGCGUGCGUGUGUGUUUCUUGUUUGUUUUUGGAAGUGAUUGAUGGGGCUGGACUGUCUCCUCUAGUUUACAAGAGUAUUCUUCAUCCUGCAAUAACUGACAAGGCGAGCAGUCGCUUCGCAGUCUGCGUUCACUGAAAUGUUUGUAUCUUUUUAAGGUCGUUUUGUUGAUGUAUUAUCUCGAGUUGGAGCUUCUCAGAGUACUUUUUAUAUAAACUUAAUUACACGGACGUCUUUCAUUUCAGACUUGUCAACAGAAAAUGAUCUUAUUACAGUUAUGUUAAAUAUUAGUAGUUGUAGUAUUGUUGUUACUAUUCUUGUCUUUUUGUUUUGUUUACUUUUACAAUUUCAAGAAAAAAAAAUGUUUAUUUUCUAUUUUUUUUUUUUUUUUUUUUUUUUUACUCAAAGUCGCCCCCUCGUGGAAAGUCGGUUUUGAGAACUAAAAAAAAAAGUAACGUUCCAAAACUGCCUCUCCUGGUCGGGCUGGCUUCGAUUCUCAUAUUGUCUGUUUUUGGUUUAUUUAGUUCAAUAAAAUCUUUACAAAUAUAUAUAAAACCCUU